GCUGGCCGAGCCCCGCAGGCGAACGCUGCCCGUCGGAGAGUGACGGCCCCCGGGCCGGGCCAGGACGCGCGUCCCGCUUGCAUGGCUGGCGUGCGCUCCGCGCGGAGGGACUUUGGCAGCGCGGCGCCCGUGGCCUCGCCGAAGAAACUUUUCUCCCUGGCGAUCCCGUCGGGGGACCUGUGAAGCGGAGCCAGCGCCUGGCGAGCAUGAGCCGGGAGAGAGCCGCCCCGGAGCCGCCUUGCCAUGGAGUUUCGCCUCUUGGGUUGGUUGCGUCCCUCCGGGUUUUACCCGCCUUAAGGCGCCCGGCCGGCCGGGGAACAGAAGCGCCCAGGUGCGCCUUUAGCCGGCGCUGAAGGACUUUGGGGUGACUGGCUUGGCGGGGCUCGGAGCGGACUGCGAGGGGGCGCCUCGUAUCAUGUGCGCCUUGGGCGACGCUGCUGCUGCUGCUGCUGCUACGGGGACCCCCCGGCUCUCCUUCCCGGGACUCGGUCCGAAGAGCUAAACCCAGCGCGCUCCCCCCACCCCCCCCCCGGGGAGGCAGCGCCGCCUUCCCCAUGGCCGGCCUCCGCGACGCGUGGCUGAGCCUCUUGCUGCUGCUGCUGCUGCGUCCCGCUCCGUCGGCGGCCGCCUCCAAGGCCAUCGUGUGCCAGGAGAUCACGGUGCCCAUGUGCAAAGGCAUCGGCUACAACCUGACCUACAUGCCCAACCAGUUCAACCACGACACGCAGGACGAGGCCGGGCUGGAGGUGCACCAGUUCUGGCCCCUGGUGGAGAUCCAGUGCUCUCCGGACCUCAAGUUCUUCCUGUGCAGCAUGUACACGCCCAUCUGCCUGCUGGACUACGCCAAGCCGCUGCCUCCCUGCCGCUCGGUCUGCGAGAGAGCCAAGGCGGGCUGCUCUCCCCUGAUGCGCCAGUACGGCUUCGCCUGGCCCGAGAGGAUGAACUGCGACAAGCUGCCCGUCCUGGGGGACGCCGAGAUGCUGUGCAUGGAUUACAACCGCACCGAGGCCGCCACCACCUUGGCCCCCUUCCUCACCAAGCCCACCCGCCCCUCCAAAGGUGCCCACAGGAACCUGAGCCCGCUAAACGGGGCCGGCUGCAAGCGGGUGUGCGAGUGCCGGGAGCCCCUGGUCUUCAUCUCCGAAGAGUCCCACCCGCUCUACAACAAGAUUGAGACGGGCCACGUCCGCAACUGCGCCGUCCCUUGCUUCCAGCCCUACUUCACCCAGGACGAGAAGACCUUUGCCACCUUUUGGAUAGGCCUGUGGUCUGUCCUCUGCUUUAUCUCCACCUUCACCACCGUGGCCACCUUCUUGAUCGACAUGGAGAGAUUCAAGUACCCGGAGCGCCCCAUCAUCUUCUUGUCGGCCUGUUAUCUCUUCGUCUCCAUCGGCUACAUCAUCCGGCUGGUGGUGGGCCACGCCAGCGUGGCUUGCAAUAAAGAUUACAACCACAUACACUACGAGACCACCGGCCCUGCCCUCUGCACGGUGGUCUUCCUCCUGAUCUACUUCUUUGGCAUGGCCAGCUCCAUCUGGUGGGUCAUCUUGUCCCUCACCUGGUUCUUGGCUGCCGGGAUGAAAUGGGGCAACGAAGCCAUCGCUAGCUACUCCCAGUAUUUCCACAUGGCCGCCUGGCUCGUCCCCAGCGUCAAGUCCAUCGCGGUGCUGGCCCUGAGCUCGGUGGAUGGCGACCCGGUGGCCGGCAUCUGCUAUGUGGGCAACCAGAACCUAGACAAGCUGCGGGGUUUCGUCCUGGCUCCCUUGGUGGUGUACCUGUUCACAGGGACCAUGUUUCUGCUGGCCGGUUUUGUGUCCCUCUUCAGGAUCCGGAGUGUGAUUAAGCAAGGGGGCACCAAAACGGACAAGCUGGAGAAGCUGAUGAUCCGGAUUGGCAUCUUCACGGUGCUCUACACGGUCCCGGCCACCAUAGUGGUGGCCUGCUACAUUUAUGAGCAGCACUACCGGGAAAGGUGGGAGACGGCGCAAAACUGCUCUUGCCCUGGGGAGAAGCCCAAGGUCAAGCCCGACUACGCUGUCUUUAUGCUGAAGUACUUCAUGUGCCUGGUGGUGGGCAUCACCUCGGGGGUCUGGAUUUGGUCGGGGAAGACCCUCGAGUCUUGGAGGCGCUUCACUAGCAGGUGCUGCCGGAGUGGGAAGCCUGGGAGCACUGGCAUGUACAGCGAAGCGAGCGCAGCUCUGACGGCCAGGAGUGGCCUCCCCAACCCUGCUCCUUACCACAAACAAGUCCCACUGUCCCACGUCUGAAAAAAAGGGAGGGGGAGCAAAAAAACCCCCAAAGCACCUUACUUGGUCGUAGUUGGGAGCAGGUAAGCACAGUGUGACUUGAGCUCCCAACUGCAAAAAUGGUUUUGAAAUAACCCCUGGAGCUUUGCUUUUAACCUGUCAUUUGGUCUGCCUGUUGUGAAACGCUUUGCUCCAUCUUCUGAUGGAGACACAAAAGAGGGGCUAGUUCAUGGGGGCGGGGGGGGGGAAUGGACACAUUGCUUUGCCCAUAUUGCAAGAUUGUAGGGUUUACUAAGAGCACGCUACCGCCUUGGGAAUGCAUAUUGUCCUUCCUGGGGAAGUGUGGAAGGAGCAAGCGAAGAUCUAACUCUGACUUUACAUGGGGUAUGUGUGAAUUAGUUUCCAGGUAUAAUGAAAAAGCAGUCUUGGAGGAUGCAGUUCUGAAGGGCAGGGGCUGCUUUAGCCUUUCUCUUCCUGCUGUUUUCUGCUCAGUAUGAGUCCCGCCUCCCCCCCAUCCCAAUCAAUUUCCUCGCACCAUUGGGAAAGCAGCUGAGGAGGAGCAAAAGGCAGGAAAAGGAACAUUGACUGUUCUUUGGCUUCUGCAUUCCUAUUCAGGAUAGUUAAAUCCUAUACAUGUUUACUUGGAAGCAAGUCCCAUUGAGGUCGGGGUGUGUGUGUGCUUAAGAGCAUAAGAACAGCACUGCUGAAUCAGGCCAAAGGCACCUGCAGUCUAGCACCAGCUCUCACAGUGGCCAAGCAGACGCCAGAGUGCAGCCAGAACAGCCCCAGCCCCGUGCGAUUCCCAGCAACUAGUUUUCAGAGACAUCCUUUGAGGGCAACUUACACUCCAUCCAAGUGUCUCCUGUAUUCUGUGUCUCCCACACAAUCUAGUUUGGUCCUUAGGACACUAAUUUAAUUGGUGAAAUGAUAAAUUUAGAGUCCUUUCCACUAGGUUGGGGUGGGCAGCUGCAGUCAGGCAAAUGUUAAGUUUCCUGGUAGCGGAACUUUCUCACGCUACGCUGUCUGUUUCAACAAAACGUGCUACUGAAGUUUUCGGAUAUAAAGGAGUAUCAAUUUGGAGGGAGGCUCUGCUUUCAAAAUGGGUGAGUUGUGGAGCUGAGAUUGAGCAGAGUCUGGUUUCAGGUUUACUUUUGGAUGGCGUAAGUCCACCAUCAUCAGUUUUUACGCAUGCCUUUGCCAGGCGGACUCAUAAAGCCAUUGGUGUGAGUAUUAGUUUCUCUUCAGCAUUCAAAAUGAAAGUAGGAAGGGCUGCAUGAAUUCAGAUGCAGACCAGAAGUGCUUGUUAAGCGCUGUACAUGAUUUCACCUCCUUUGCAAAUGAGGACUGUGCAUUUCUUACUGUGUUUUCACUCUAAGUGCUUGGGGGCUGCAAGCCUGUGCAUGUUUACUCAGAACUAAGUCCCAUUGGACUCAAUGGGGCUUGCACCCAGGAAAGUAGUUUCAGCCCCAUAGUCAUUUUCAAAGAUGUCAGUCUCUCUGUCUCUCCUAUUCCAGUUCCACCUGCCCUGGUGGGGUGAUAGAUAACAGCAACAAGUUUUCUUAAGAUUCAUUUCACCGCAAAUAUUCUUUUGACUCGAGGGACUGAAAAAUCAGUUGACACAAGGUAUGAAGAAUUACUCAAGAGGUAAAGCUAUAAAGAACCACAAAGAAUCGAUUUAUGGCUUGGCACACUAGCAGUCUGAUCCUCUGCAAGUUUGUUCAGCAGUAUGUCUUCUUGAGUGUAAGGGGACUUACCUGAAAAGGUACUGGACAUGUUUUGAUUCCCUACUCUCUCUCCCCCCCCAUCUACUGAAACAAUGGUUCUUGGAUAACAGGUUUUUAACAUAUGGCUGCCCUGAGUGAGGCCGGUAUGUAUUUGUAAGGUAUUGUUAAUGCUAAUUCCCCCCGCCCCCCUUUAGAAAGUAGAGCUCUGCCCCUAGUGCAAUCCCCUUAAGACUGAAUGUGUUGUGUGUGUCCCCCCCCCCACAACAGCUGCAACUGUAGGGAACGACAAUCAACACCCCUCCUCUCUUUGCAGAAGGGGCCACCUCCAUUUCUAGCCUUUGAAGCAGUGGCAAAAGUCACCUUCUAAGGAAAGCUGUUCAGCUUUUAAACCUUAAAUGCUGAUACUUCUGUAUUAAUUAACCCGAAACAAUAUUAGAUAUGGCAGUAGAUCCCUAGCGCUGUGUGUGUGUGUGUGUGUGUGUGUGUGUGUUAGUUUCUGUCGAGGGAGCCAGUCCUCUUUCAGUGAAAAGUGUUAGCACUUCAGUUCUAUAUGGAAAAAACUUCAUUCUGGUAAUAAGAUUUUUUUGGGGGGGGGCAGGAUAUUGCAUUUGGAUCUGCUUUACAAAGAGUUUCUCCUGAACUCUGAUUUACUCGACUGCUCAGUUUGUGAAUGGGCAGCCUCGGGAGAAUCCAAACCUCUUUGGCCUCCAUACAAGGGUGGCAUUCAUACCACACAUUUAAAGCAGAUGGCUUUCCUCAACAACCCUGGGAACUGUAGCUUACACCCCAAAGAGCCACCAUUUUCAGCACCCUUAGCAAACUACAGUUCUCCGGGUUUAUUGGAGGCAGCCGUGUGCUUUUGAAGUGUGGUGUGGAUAUGACCACCUAGGUUUGUGGGGAGGCCAAUCCACCGCCCACCCAUUUAGCUAGAGCUUUGGCACUGAUCCUGCCCAUGCUACCACCCUAACCCA
Molecule: messenger RNA, 4941 nt
Organism: Podarcis muralis (Common wall lizard)
Lineage: Eukaryota; Metazoa; Chordata; Lepidosauria; Squamata; Lacertidae
Gene: FZD5
Product: frizzled class receptor 5
Biological process (GO): non-canonical Wnt signaling pathway; canonical Wnt signaling pathway
Cellular component (GO): plasma membrane
Molecular function (GO): Wnt receptor activity; Wnt-protein binding
Source: RefSeq, a predicted model, not a curated record